Myxocyprinus asiaticus (Chinese sucker) is the source of this 9623-nucleotide messenger RNA. Its product is annotated as E3 ubiquitin-protein ligase HECW2-like. The record is from RefSeq and is a predicted model, not a curated record. The transcript has 30 exons. Gene Ontology annotation, biological process: regulation of dendrite morphogenesis. Bases 2098 to 6525 code for a protein of 1475 amino acids. Lineage: Eukaryota; Metazoa; Chordata; Actinopteri; Cypriniformes; Catostomidae. Gene Ontology annotation, molecular function: protein binding; ubiquitin-protein transferase activity.
GUGCUGCUGUUGCUCAAAACAUAAGCAGCAGACGGCAAAGCCCGUGGAAUUAAUCCAACACAAAUGAAAAGCAGCAAUCACAAUAACGCUAUUACGCGUUUAGGUGAUGCUUUACGCCUGGCCACGCGUAUGUUUUUGUUCCAGUGCGAGGGCUUUCCGCGGGCAUGAGGUGGCACAGAGCGGAUAUGGCGCUCUUUCUAAAUUAAUAAGAGAUGAAAGCGACUGGAUCCAGACUGGCACGCCGUGCGCACGGAUAUAGACCGACAUUGGGCAGUAAAUAUCAUUUGGGUUUCUUUUAGUCCGGUGUUCGGGAAGGUUUGGUCUGGUUGUUGUGCCGUUGACACGGAUGGCUUAGGAGAAGGAAGAGGAGAGGGACGUUCAACACGAAACCUGUGAGAAGCGCUCUGGAUCCCGCACUGAAAUCCGCACAGAGGCCCGUGGUCCUUUACAGCGCCCAUCAGCUAUUCAGUCCAUCCCGGUGUUUAUGUUUCAGUAUACUCGCUGUCUGAAAUUCAUCCUCAGAUUCAUUUGAUUGUACCAUUUUUCCUCCAUUUACGUCUAUGGUAUCUGCCCCAUUGACCAACCCCAGCAUCGCAGGAAUCCUUUUCUGUUUCAACCCAUCUUCUGAACCUGAAAAUAAAAGCGGAGAUCAGAUUUAUUAUAUCACAAAUUCAAUUCUUAUUGCAAUUUUGGUUUUCACAAAUGGACAGGAGAAAUCCAGCCUGCAUCAGACAGAGGAAGCAAUAAUGCCGAUAGCAGGAGAUGUCCAAUUUUCAUUCAGACAGCAAUUUUAAGAGUGAUGAUACUGAGAAGGUUUUUUGUUCGUUUUAUUAUCUGCUUACCAUCUUUCCAUGAUAUUAUUCCUUGGAGAGUCUGAAUAUGUACCUUUGAGAGAUCUGGUUGGGAUCAUAUGCCCAGUGAGUUGGGUUUUGGAAGUCCAGCCUUCUUCUGGAUUGGAUGUCUUUAAGAUACCUUAAGAUCGUAAACACAAGGGUGUUUGGUAUGUUGGAAAUGGAUAAUAGAUGCCAAACCCAAGCUCCAGAGAACUUGGAAAAGGAGAAAAACUUUCCAAACUAGGGCCUGAGUGGGUUUGUUGGCCCUUUUUGGGCCUCAAUCCAAAUCUCAACCUUUUUCGUCCCAUUUUUCUGCAUGUUUGACACCCUUUUCUUACUCCCUAACCUCCACCAUUCCUUGAAGACUCUGAAUAUGGACCUUUGAGAGAUCUGACUGGGAUCAGACAUCCAGUGAGUUGGGUUUUGAAGCCCAGGCUUCUUCUGGAUUGGAUAUGUCAAGGUCAUAAACUCAAGGGUGUUGGAUAUUUUGGAAGUGAAUUAUAGAUGCCAAACCCUACUUCCAGAAAACAUUUUGAGAAGGAGAAAAACUCUGCAAACUAGGACUGUGAGUGGGUUUGUUGGCCCCUUUUGGGCCUCAACCCAAAUCUCAACUUCUUCGCCCCAUUUUUCUGCACAUUUGGCACCCAUUUCAUUCUUCCCUGACCUCCACCAUUCCUUGAAGACUCUGAAGAUAGACCUUUAAGAGAUCAGCCUAGGAUCAGACACCCAGUAAGUUGGGUUUGGAUGCCCAGGCUUCUUUAGGAUUGGAUGUGUAAAGGUCGUAAACUCAAGGGUGUUGGAUAUUUCGGAAGUGGAUUAUAGAUGCCAAACUUUCUCGAAGACCUUCGAGAAAUCUAGAUGGCAUCAGACAACAUGUGAGCUGGAUUUGGGAUGCCCAGCCCAACUCUUUCUUUCCGGGAUUGGAUGCUUAUUAUAUUUCUCAAGGGUGUUGGAUAUUUUGGAAGUGGAUUAUCUUUUUAGAUGCCAAAUCCCACUUCCAGGGAACUUUUAUAAGGAGAAGACCUCUGAAAAGUAGGGCUGUGAGUGUGUAUUUUGACACUUUUUUUGGGCCCAAACCCAAAUCUCAACCCUGUUUUGUGCCCAUUUGGCACCCAUUUCUUGCCCCCGUCUCUAUACGACCUCCACCAUUCGCCCCUCGCUAGCCACGGCAGUCCUCCCUCCCCGUUCCCGCCCCCACCCUCACCCUCCUCAUCACCCGACCCCUUCCCCUCACCACACUCCUCACCCCUCUACCCAAGUCACUAUGGCCACUGGCACUACCACCACUGCCCGUGAACACCUCCUAGUGGUGCGGAGGCGCAGCCCACAUAUGCGCUACACGCUAAGCCCAGAGAAUCUCCGCAGCCUCUCAGCGCAGAGUGGUUCUGGGAAUGUGGGGAGUUCUAGAGGAGGACCCCCAGAACCAAUGGGCCUACAGCGUGCCAACAGUGACACCAACCUGGUGACGUCGGACAGCCGUUCCUCUUUAACAGCCUCGACGUACCAGUUCACGCUUGGGCGAGGACAAAACCUGGUCAUCUCUUGGGACAUUAAGGAGGAAGUGGAUGCCACUGACUGGAUUGGGCUGUACCAUAUAGAUGAGACAUGUCCUGCUAAUGUUUGGGAUUCGAAGAACCGUGGCGUGAACGGCACUCAGAGGGGGCAGAUCGUCUGGAGGUUGGAGCCUGGGCAAUACUUCAUGGAGCCUGAGACCAAAAUCUGUUUCAAAUAUUACCAUGGAGUGAGUGGAGCGUUGAGGGCCACAACAUCCUGCAUCACAGUCAAAAACCCUGGAGUUACAUUGGGCGUAGAAGGGCAGGUGGAUGGCCAGUCUGUAACAGAACACUGCAGGAAAUUGGUCAGCUUUACUCUAUCAGAUAUCAGGGCUCAGGGUUUGAAGAAGGGCAUGUUUUUUAAUCCUGACCCCUAUCUGAAGAUGAGCAUUCAGCCAGGCAAGAGGAACGGCUUCCCAACAUUUACCCACCACGGCCAAGAGAGACGAACCUCCAUCAUAUCCAACACCACCAACCCUGUGUGGCACGGAGAGAAAUACACUUUUGUUGCAUUGAUGACGGAUGUUUUUGAAAUUGAAGUCAAGGACAAAUUUGCCAAAAGUCGCCCGAUCAUCAAACGCUUUUUAGGUCAGCUGAUAAUACCGGUGCAAAGACUGCUGGAGAGACAUGCAGCAGGGGAUCAACAUGUAAGCUACACACUUUGUCGUCGUUUGCCGACGGAACAUGUGAGUGGGCAACUUCACUUCAGAGUGGAGAUCACCUCCAACGGACAUGAAGAGGGGGUCAUGGGGUCUCUGAUUGGAGCGUCCUCUGUGAACGGAGACCCUGGCAGCCCAUCGGACGAUGAGGACGUGUUGCAUCCUGCCUCUCACAUAACACGAGGCCCCUCGCCCACCGGCUCUGAAGGGUCCCUGCAUGGUGAUGCCUUUAGGACAGACCAGUGCUCGUUAGACCCUGAUGAAGAUAGGCUUUUAAGAGAUGGGGUCCCAGACUUGGCUGAAGGAACCCCAGGCCUCACUCACCGCCAGGCCUCACUUAAUGACUAUCUGGAUGCCAUUGAGGCCCCUAAGGGCCCUGGAGACAGGCCGCUGGGGGCCACAUCCCCGAAACUACGUUCAAGUUUCCCAACAGACACUAGACUCAAUACUAUGUUACAUAUAGACUCUGAUGAAGAUGAGGAAGGACAUGCCUCCCGUGAUACCGCAUUGACCAAUAGGGCUCAAGGAGCUAAUGGACAUGCCGCCUCUGAACAGAACAAGGGGAAGGGUCCUUCUAAAGACAGGAUGAAAAUUGAGUCAGAAGCAGCGAGCAGCACCACAUAUACGGAGGCCACUGUGUCGGGGUCAAGUAGUAGCACAGCAAAAAGCCAAAAUGGAGAUGCUGAGGGCAGUCAGGAAGGAGUUACCACCGCUGGAGACGUGACUCAAACCACUGCCAGCUGUCAGCAGACAGCUCCAAAAAUAAAGGAUGAAGAGGAAGUUGCACCCAAAGCAGGAACCAGGGAAGAGGUUGUUGUAUCUUUGGAGGCCUCUGAGACGUCAGCAACUGCUAGUAAUGUAGCUACUGAAGGGUGCGGGGCCACUGCAGCAAAGCAAUCAGAGCAGGGGUGUUCUAACGAGGCAGCCAAUGGGGAAGAGGAAGAUGGAGAAAUCUGGCAGAGAAGGCAGAGUUUACAGGCAUCAGGGAACGCAUCAGAGUAUGAAGGGAUGGAAUCAACCAAUGAAGCGAGGAGGGUAGCUGACUCAGCACAAGCUGCCACGGUAACAGAUGGAGAGACAGGGGCCAGUGCUCAAGUGAACGGCCAUCAACCAAUGCGUUCACUCCCUUCAAUGCGUCAUGACAUCAGCCGCUACCAGAGAGUGGACGAACCUCUUCCACCAAAUUGGGAAGCUCGUAUUGACAGCCACGGGAGGAUUUUCUAUGUGGAUCAUGUGAACAGAACCACCACCUGGCAGCGGCCCACCGCCCCACCUGCACCUCAGGUCCUUCAGAGAUCCAACUCCAUUCAACAGAUGGAGCAGCUUAACCGAAGGUAUCAGAGUAUUCGAAGGACAAUAACCAAUGAAAGGACAGAUGAGCAAGCUGCAGAGAUUCCUUCAGAUGAUACUGACCUGCUGCAUCACUCCAUACCUGAGUAUCGUCGGGAUGGUGUGGUUGGGCCCACUAGUUCUCGCUCCCGUCUGUCUCUGCUGCUUCAGUCCCCCAGCGCCAAAUUUCUCACCAGCCCGGAUUUCUUCACCGUACUGCAUUCCAACCCUAGUGCCUACUGUAUGUUUACAAGCAACACGUGUCUGAAGCACAUGAUCAGUAAAGUGCGACGGGACGCGCAUCACUUUGAGCGCUACCAGCACAACCGCGACCUGGUGGCCUUCCUUAACAUGUUCGCCAACAAACAGCUGGAGCUCCCGCGGGGCUGGGAGAUGAAACACGACCACACGGGCAAGCCUUUUUUCGUGGAUCAUAACUGUAGGGCAACCACCUUCAUAGACCCGCGACUGCCUCUGCAGAGCGCCCGACCCAGCAGCCUCCUUGCCCACCGCCAGCACCUCAGCCGCCAGCGCAGUCACAGCGCAGGGGAGGUGAGCAACCGACGCCCGGUGGGUGAUGACCCUCGACACGCUGGACCCGCUGUACUGCCCCGCCCCACCAACACUUUCACAGCCAAUCGCAACCAGUGUCAAGAUUUAAUUCCUGUUGCCUAUAAUGAGAAAAUCGUGGCAUUUUUACGGCAGCCGAACAUAUUUGAGAUCCUACAGGAAAAACAGCCUGAGCUCAUUAGGAAUCAUGCACUCAGGGAGAAGGUGCAGUUUAUUCGUAAUGAAGGAGCAUCUGGUUUAGCUCGACUCUCCAGUGAUGCAGACUUAGUGAUUUUGCUCAGCUUGUUUGAGGAGGAAGUAAUGUCGUAUGUGCCACCUCAGGCCUUACUGCACCCCAGCUACUGUCAAUCACCGCGCGGGUCUCCAGUCUCUUCCCCUCAAAACUCUCCCGGAACACAACGAGCCAACGCACGGGCCCCUGCGCCAUACAAAAGAGACUUUGAAGCCAAACUUCGGAAUUUCUAUCGCAAACUGGAGUCUAAAGGCUACGGACAGGGUCCAGGCAAAGUCAAGUUAAUAAUCCGCAGAGACCACCUAUUGGAGGACGCCUUCAAUCAAAUCAUGUGCUACUCUCGCAAAGAUCUACAGAGAAGUAAACUCUACGUCAGCUUUGUUGGAGAGGAGGGACUGGAUUACAGUGGCCCAUCACGAGAGUUUUUCUUUCUGGUGUCUCGGGAGCUUUUUAACCCAUACUACGGUCUGUUUGAGUAUUCAGCCAAUGACACCUACACUGUCCAGAUCAGCCCAAUGUCUGCCUUCGUCGACAACCAUCAUGAGUGGUUUCGCUUUAGUGGGCGUAUUCUGGGUCUCGCUCUCAUCCACCAAUACCUGCUGGAUGCCUUCUUCACACGACCCUUCUACAAAGGUCUACUGCGAAUUCCAUGUGAGCUGAGUGAUUUAGAGUAUCUGGAUGAAGAGUUUCAUCAAAGUCUUCAGUGGAUGAAGGACAAUGACAUCGAGGACAUGCUGGACCUCACUUUCACCGUCAAUGAGGAAGUUUUCGGACAGAUCACAGAGCGGGAGCUGAAGCCGGGUGGCGCGAACAUCCCUGUGUCAGAGAAGAAUAAGAAAGAGUACAUUGAGCGCAUGGUGAAAUGGCGUAUAGAGAGAGGAGUCGUCCAGCAGACUGAGAGUCUCGUACGAGGCUUUUAUGAGGUUGUAGAUGCACGGCUGGUGUCAGUGUUUGAUGCACGAGAGCUGGAGCUGGUGAUUGCAGGAACGGCAGAAAUCGAUUUGGGAGACUGGAGAAACAACACAGAGUACAGAGGAGGUUACCAUGACAACCACAUUGUGAUUCGCUGGUUCUGGGCUGCAGUGGAGAGAUUCAACAAUGAGCAGAGACUCAGACUGCUUCAAUUUGUGACGGGGACUUCAAGUAUUCCGUACGAGGGUUUUGCCUCCCUCAGGGGCAGCAAUGGACCAAGGCGCUUCUGUGUAGAGAAGUGGGGGAAAAUCACAUCUCUGCCCAGGGCUCAUACGUGUUUCAAUCGCUUAGAUCUCCCCCCGUAUCCUUCGUUCUCCAUGCUGUAUGAGAAGAUGCUCACUGCAGUGGAGGAGACCAGCACAUUCGGCUUGGAGUGAAUGACCUUUGCACUUUGGCCUGAUCAAAUAUAUACUGCACUCACUUCCUGUUACCACUCUAGAAGAUUUGUAAGGAUUCAGAGCAAAGGAAGACUUUCUACCUUUUAAAAAGACACCAGAAGCACUUACAAGUAUAUUUUAUACACUGUAUCACUUAAAUAAGGAAAUACUUCAUCACUAAAAAACAGAAAAUGAACCACGCAGACCGGACAAGUAAAACUUUGAAAAUUACAGGCAAAAAAGACAAACUGGAUUCAUAGAAGAAAGUGUGAAUGUAUUCUAGUUGUUCCUCAGAGGUAAACUCGAUUAUUUGGUCAGUGGUGCCACUUUGAUUCGCUUUGGGCCCAAGGAAGUGGCCGGCCAAAGUUGAGUUAUUUACUGUAUUUAUUUUACAUUUAGUCAUUAGUAGACACUUUUAACCCAAAGCGACUUACAAAUGAGGAACAUAGCAAAAAUGAGGAAAAUAAACCCAAAGGACUUUCAAUAUUCAAACACUUUUUAUCUGUAAAAAGACUUUUAUACAGACCAUAGGAAUGCAGCGUGAAUUAACAAAUAUUGUGUUUUCAGAUGCCAUUGUUGUUUUGAAUCGCCUCAAGCACUAUCACACGACACGAAUGACAGCAUUGCCCAAUUUUUGUUGACAAAACACUCUAUAUUGAAUCGAAAUGUAUCCGUUUGCUCUUCUUUUUUAUCAGAUUUAUACAUUUGUUUCUUCUUUUUGGUUUGACACUGUUCUGUUCAUGCAGGUGCCAGUAGUUGUCGUCAAAUUUGUGGCACUUCUUUGAAUGAAUUGGGUAUGCCUAUACUCACACAAACACACACAAAUGUUUUGAAAGGGCAUGUUACACAAAAGUGCACUCUCGUACGCACUCAAACAUCAUGAAUGUGACCACUAUGUGCAAAUCAUCAAAAAUGUGCUGGAAGCUGACUAGAAGAAUGACAUUUUGGAGGAGAAAAUAAUAAUAUGAUAUUGAAGCUUCUGGAAAAACAUCUAGGGGUUUUAACUUGAUGGUUUUUAUUCCAAUUACCUUGCUUUCUUCUUCUGAGAAAUCUCAAGUUUGAUUUCUGAUGACAUUAUGAAAGAGAGGAGGACACAAAACCGAUUUUCUACUUGAAUGGUCACAUCCCCUUUAAAUAAACCUAUAGACACCAUUAAAAGAAAGAAUUACCUAAAAAAAAUUAAACUUCUGUCAUUUACACUCAUGUCGUUCCAAACCCAUAUGACUUCUUUCUUUCGUUAAAUAUGAAAGGAGAUGUUUUGAAAAGUAGUCUUGCUGCUCUUUUCUAUGCAAUGAAAGUGGAUGGUGACUGAUGCUUUCAAGCUCUUAAAAAUGACUCAAAAGCACUUUAAAAGCAGUUUCAAGCCUCCUAAUAAAAAUAUAUUAGCUUUGUGUGAAGAGAAGACAUUGUUAUAUAUGUGGUAGAUCGCAAAUCUGAUUUGAUCUUGCGCAUAUUCAAAAUAUUAAAACUUUUGUAGUACUUUAAUGGUGCUAUUUUUUUCAUUUUUGGAGCUCAGCAUCGUCUGUCCACUUAAAUUGUAUGGAAAAGAGCACUGUCAACAUUUUGCAAAAUGUCUCCUUUUGUGCUCCACAGAAGAAAGAACGUCAUAAGUGUUUGGAAUGACAUGAGGUUGAGUAAAGUAUGACAGUUUUCAUUUUGGGUGAACUAUUCAUUUACUAUUCUUUUUAUACCCUAAUAGCUUAAGUGUGACAUGAAUGAACUCCACUUUUUAUAAUUUUUUUAUCCCCUUUUCUCCCAAUUUGGAAUGCCCAAUUCCCACUACUUAGUAGAUCCUCAUGGUGGCACGGUUACUCACCUCAAUCCGGGUGGCGGAGGACAAGUCUCCGUUGCCUCCGCUUCUGAGACAGUCAAUUCAUGCAUCUUAUGAUGUGGCUUGUUGUACAUGACACCGUGGAGACUCCCAGCAUGUGGAGGCUCAUGCUACUCUCCGCGAUCCACGCACAACUUACCACAUGCCCCAUUGAGAGCGAGAACCACUAAUCGCGACCACGAGGAGGUUACCCCAUGUGACUCUACCCUCCCUAGCAACUGGGCCAAUUUGGUUGCUUAGAAGACCUGGCUGGAGUCACUCAGCACACCCUAGAUUCCAACUCGCGACUCCAGGGGUGGUAGUCAGCAUCAAUACUCACCGAGCUACCCGGGCCCCCUACGAACUCCACUUUCUUGAAUGUUUUUUUUUCAUCCACUUCUGUUGAAUAGUGUUUUCUUGCAUUAUGUGAAACCGAGAAAUAUCAACCACCAGAGAAAACAUAUCAAUACAUCCCAGAUCUUUCCAUUUGAGUUAAUGCAACAAAGCCUUUUACAAAACACUGCCGUGGCUGUGCGCCUCUGGAUUGUACUCUUGUUUUGAGUGUUUUGUAUUUGGAUACAUUUUGUGUACACUAUAUCUCUUCUAGUAAAAACUGGUGUAGUUAAAACUGCCAUGGGGCUUUACGAGGUCUAUCAAAUUUUGGAAUAGCAACAGAAAAAAAUGUUGAUCAUAUAAUUUUUCAUUCAAUUUGAUUAUGGUUGACAUUAAUGCAAACCAGAUACCAGUAGAUCUUCAUCUUUUUUGUAAUAAGGCUUUUGCUGUGCGUUGCCGAUGUUUGUGCUGAAUGUACCAAAGGUUAAGGGAUGGUUGUCCCAAACCCUAUUUUAUGUAAUCACUAAUUGUUUUAUUUGAAUAAAUAUUUGGAGAAUUUAAAGACAAGAAUAAAAAGAAAAUCUUUUUAAUCAAUGAGAAUGUUUAGUUAUCGGUGUUCUGAUCAGUGCUGUUGUAUACUGAUCUAAAACUAAUAUAUGAAGGAAACUACUGUAAAAGAGAUCAGAGGACAGGAGGAUAAAUUAACAGGAAACAAUACAAACAUUGUUCAUACUUUUUGAAUUGAAAGUUGCUAAUCUCACUUCCCUUUUGCACCAAUCACAUGCUCUGAAAAUCGUGACUGUUGAUUGGCUUUCGGAGCUCCACUUUUAAGUUUUUAUCUUUUUGUUUCAUCACAGACAAUUUUAUAAAGCUGCUAAUCUCUAGAGUCUUCAUUCUUCAGCUGAUAUGUGAUUACGAGAAGGAAAUUACAUUAAAAUAUACAGUUUCAUGUUUA